Lampris incognitus (smalleye Pacific opah) is the source of this 1965-nucleotide messenger RNA. RefSeq names its product cholinergic receptor, muscarinic 3a (gene chrm3a). Gene Ontology annotation, molecular function: G protein-coupled serotonin receptor activity; G protein-coupled acetylcholine receptor activity. Gene Ontology annotation, biological process: regulation of vascular associated smooth muscle contraction; G protein-coupled receptor signaling pathway, coupled to cyclic nucleotide second messenger; adenylate cyclase-inhibiting G protein-coupled acetylcholine receptor signaling pathway. Gene Ontology annotation, cellular component: synapse; plasma membrane; dendrite. NCBI's taxonomy places the organism in Eukaryota, Metazoa, Chordata, Actinopteri, Lampriformes, Lampridae. The transcript has a single exon. The coding region runs from base 1 to 1965 and encodes 654 amino acids. The record is from RefSeq and is a predicted model, not a curated record.
AUGAGCUCCAACAGCACAGACCUUGGUCUCUUCCUGACUGCUGUUACAUCUCCACCAGGCAUGGCCGCCUUCCCUCAAUCCAACGCUCUCCACCAAGGAGAAGCGGGAGGAAGCCCCUGGCCGGGGGGAUACCAUGCCAACCUGGAUGAAAAUUCUUCCUUCCACGGCGGACUGUUCAACCUCACAUCAGAACCUCCUAAUGGCACACGAACCCUGAGCGGGGCAUACGAGCCUUUGGGUGGCCACCCCGUGUGGCAAGUUGUCCUCAUAGUCUUGCUGACAGGUCUCCUUUCUCUGAUCACCAUCAUUGGCAACAUACUGGUGGUGGUAUCCUUCAAAGUCAAUCGCCAACUGAAAACGGUCAACAAUUACUUUCUACUGAGCCUUGCUGUGGCUGACCUGAUCAUAGGGGUCAUCUCUAUGAACCUCUAUACAGCUUACCUUGUCAUGGGCCAGUGGGCUAUGGGCAACUGGGCCUGUGACCUGUGGCUGGCUAUAGACUAUGUGGCAAGCAAUGCAUCAGUCAUGAAUCUGCUGGUCAUUAGCUUUGACCGCUACUUCUCCGUCACCAGACCCCUGACCUACAGAGCUAAACGGACAACAAAGCGGGCCGGAUUGAUGAUUGGCCUGGCCUGGUUUGUUUCUCUGGUUCUCUGGGCCCCUGCCAUCCUGCUGUGGCAGUACUUUGUUGGUGAGAGGACCAUACCAUCUGAUCAAUGCUAUAUCCAGUUCCUUUCAGAACCCACUAUAACUUUUUGUACAGCCAUGGCUGCCUUCUAUCUGCCAGUAACUAUCAUGAGCGUCCUCUAUUGGCGUAUUUACAAAGAAACCCAGAACCGCUCAAGGGAACUGGCUGGAUUGCAGGGCUCAGGAUGUCAGGGUGGAAUGGGAGGAGGGGGUGGGAGUGGGGGUGGCGAGAGGUCCCGCUUUGUCCACCAUCAGACAGGGAGCUCUCGUAGCUGCAGCAGCUAUGAGCUGACCAGGUCAUCCCAGAAGAAAAGCUCCUGUCGCGAACUGGUAGGCCGCUUCCACUGUUGGCCUGGGGUUCGGUCCUGGAGGCCCGGUAGCACCCGACCAGGAGAGGGUGACCCAGACCAGAGCAGCAGUGACAGCUGGAACAACAAUGAUGCCGGGGCCUCAGCAGACCAUUCUGGUUCAUCUGAAGAUGAGGAUUGUAGCGCCAGAGAGAUGAUUCCCCAGAGCCACACUAUCUUCUCCAUUGUCCUCAACCUACCAGGUAUCAAGGCUGCGGUCAACUCCCAGCUCACAUCAUGUGAGGACCUGGACAUAGCCUCUGAAGAGGAUCCCCUGAGGGGGGAGGAGAAUAGCCGAGAUAGCCUUUCAACAGCCACCACUAACACUACAGUUGCCACCACCCCAGAUGGGGGGGCCAGCAAUGCAGACAACAGCUACCACCAACGCUUCUCUACACGCAAAGUCCAGUCUAUGCCUACCAUUCAGCCUGCCACCACAAUGGGCUCCUUCUCUGAUUCCCUUGCAACCACCACUACCAACACUACUACUACCAGCAGUGCAGCCACGAAAUCCCCAUCUGUCCCCAUCUCCUUCAAAGAGGCCGCCCUGGCCAAACGUUUUGCUUCCCGAGCACGGACUCAGAUCACCAAGCGGAAGCGCAUGUCCCUGGUGAAGGAAAAGAAAGCGGCUCAGACACUCAGUGCCAUCCUUUUCGCCUUCAUCAUCACCUGGACACCCUAUAACAUCAUGGUGCUGGUCAACGCCUUCUGCAACGGAUGCAUACCAGACACCCUGUGGGCACUGGGCUACUGGCUUUGCUAUGUCAACAGCACAGUCAACCCCAUGUGCUACGCUCUGUGCAACAAGACCUUCCGCACAACUUUCAAGAUGAUCCUGCUCUGCCGCUGGGACAACAAGAGGAGGAAGCAGCAGUUCCAGCAGAGGCAAUCGGUGGUUUUCCACAGGAGGAUCCCCAGGGAUUCCACGUAA